Molecule: messenger RNA, 1374 nt
Organism: Lachancea dasiensis
Lineage: Eukaryota; Fungi; Ascomycota; Saccharomycetes; Saccharomycetales; Saccharomycetaceae
Source: the annotation of a GenBank genome assembly
AUGAGUAACUCACUGGAAGAAAGACUACGCAUAAAUUCCAGUGCAUUCGAUGGACUAUUGUCACUAAUACCGGCCAAAUACUAUUACGAUGACAAAACUCAAGAGCAGUGGAAGCAGAAGAAGAAGAGCAAAAUACAGUCUAAGCAGGAUAAACGCAGCAAGCUGGACCCGGAAUUGCAAAACGAAGACUCAGCUUCUGCCCUCGAAGUGAUGGCCGAAAGAGAGAAGAACGGCAAGCCCACAGUGCUUCCAGGCACGAGGAUGGCCCAAAAGACCGAGGAAGACGAGGAAGAUGUGGAAGAUGAGGAAGACGAGGACGACGAGGAAGAGCCAGAAGCGGAGAAGGAAGAAGAACAAAACGAUGUAAAUCAACACAGAAAGGAGGAGUCCAUGGAAAAUCCUUUGACCAGCACGGCACCAAGGGCCAAUGGCAAGCGUCCCGAGGAGCCAGGUUCUGACGACGAAAACUCGAUAGACGUGAUAUUUGACGAUGAGGGAAAUAAAGUUGAGCAAGACUCCACGUCUGUGCAGAAGCCAGAAGUGACCCCACAAAAGAAUACCAGUUCUGACAGACAACAAAAUCUCGAAAAGCUUCGCACCAAACUGCAGGAAAAGAUCCAGUUGUUAAAGGAAAAACGGAAGGCGCCAGGAACUCAGGUGUCUGGUGCGCCAAGCUCCCGGGACGCCAUUCUAGCGCAACGUAAACACAAACAAGAACUGAAGCGGAAGCGCUCGGAAGUGGAAUCUGCAAAGCAAGAAGAAUCUAGUGACAACGAGUCGAACUCAGACUCGGAGCCCGAAGAUGAGGCCGAUUUCCUACCAAAGAAAAAAAGGUCGACAGGUCAAAAGGACGAAGACCUCGCUAAGGACCUCAUGUUCCAAAACAUUCAGUUUGAUGAUGGUGACCGAGUCACGUCAGAUCUCCAGCGUCUGCGGAAACUACACAAUAAUAAGGGGCCCGCCAAAAACGAUAUCAAGGCACACUUGCAUGCUUCUGAGUUGAAGCGCGCCAAGCUGGAGGCCAAGGAUGAACUGGAACAAAUACAGCACAAGGAAAAGGAGAAAUGGCAACGUGCCAUGUUGCAAGCAGAAGGAGAAAGGCUCAGGGACGACGAAAAACUACUGCGCAAAGCAUUGAAGCGGAAAGAGGCCAAGAAGCGGAAGUCUGCUGUCGAAUGGCGUGAUCGGAAAGAGGCUGUGACGACGGCCAUAGCUGACAAACAAAAGAGGCGUGAAGAAAACCUGCAGAUCCGCAAAGACAACAAGGGCAAAAAGAGAUCUCACCAGGAGAAGAUGAAGCGUGGUAUAAAGGGGAUAAGGCCCCAGAAACGAGCUGGUUUUGAGGGCCGUCUCAAGAGUCAGAAAAGGCGAUGA